UCGAGGCUAAGUAUAUAUAGGAUCACUCCUCAGUACAGUACUACUAUACACUGGAGUGAUACUCUGAGCUAGGUAUAGAAUAUAAUUAUUAUAAUUAUAGGAUGCAUAAACAUUAUUAUAGAUAGUUGUGUGAAAGUCUGCAGUAUCAGAGAUUUUAGUACAGUAGUUUGAGUACAAGUAGAGCUGCAUGCAAUCCGGCAGUGCCCCUGCAUGAUAUGUGCGAAUGUGUGCAUUGAGAGGCCCUGGUUCAUCGAACUGUUCCAUUACCACCUCAGUCUUUACAGGGAAAUGAGUGAUAGAUCUACCAUAGGCAUAGAAAGAUCUACAAACAAAAGCGAGAGUGAUUUGGAGAAGCUUAUUCCCCACCUAAUCAAGGAUAAUGAGCAGAUUCUUUCUCUACUCAAAACUGUACCUCAAAGAUCGCUGCAUCCAAGCUUGGAGAGGUUUCAGAUGUAUAGGAAUGCACUACAAGUAUAUAGAGUUGCAAGAGGCAGCGAAAAACUCCCAGUUGAACUUAAGCAAAAUUUGGAUGCCAAUAGAAGACUCAAGCAAAGAAUUUAUCAGAUAGUCUUUGAAGUUUUGCAUCAUCAAGAGGUGUUAAUUGAGAUACUCGUAGAAAGCAGAUUCUUUGCAAGCAACUUGGAACUUCGUAACCAUGAAGAUCUCGUGUCGAUAAUGGCUUACGAUUUUCAAAGUGAAAAAUUUUCCCUAAGACUUCCGACACAUGGAAUCCAUACGCUUCCACCUGAAGUUAUCCAAGUGGCUGAAUCUUUGUGGGCACACAAAGUGAAGCUGGGAGCUACUCUUUCACGGAUGAGAGUCAAGCAGAAUGCUAAGUCUAUUACCCAAUUGAUUCCAGACCACAGUGUACAGAGGAAAUUUGAGUAUGCAGAAGCUUCUCUCUGUGCAGCAAGAGUUAAUCUUCUGAAAGUAAAAAUUAAAGAUGUCAUCUCGAGGCUACUGAGAGACAGUGUCAAUCUUGUCCACACUAAAGACGAAUUAUUGCUUGGAAUGUCGUUUUAUCAGGCCAAAACAGAUCUGCUCGUAUUUUCAAGUGAUUUUCGACCUCACUUAUAUUCACAUCAACUUGUUGCUGAGAGCUUCCUACUUCUUCAGGAUCUUUCAAGCUACUAUUACGUUGAUCAAGCCAUACAAACGUCUAUUGGUGGUGACGUUAUUUUUACAGAAUGUCACUCUGGUACUGAGGUACUUCAUGCUGCUAGCAUAUUGGGUGAUAAAGGUACAGUAAAAGUUUUUAGUGUGCCUUGUGAGAUUGUGGAUGGGCUCACUUCCAAGCUUCGAAACCUGGGACUUCACAAUGUGCAAUUAAUUAGUACCCCUUUCUCAGAAUCAUGUUCGUCUGAUGUGACAUUAUCCAAUGUUAAGCUAGUCAUGUGUGCCCUACCUAUUGCACAGUGUAGCACCUUGGUGCACCCAGUGGACCAUGUACUACAGGAAGGUGAACAUAAUUUGUCCUGGCUUUCCCCUACAUGUAGCCGUUCUACUAACCUGACAAACACUUUGGGAGACACGCUUACACACGCGUUGCAAUUUGAGCAAGCUGAACGCAUAGUUCUAUUGAGUAGCAUUGAUGAUGAUGUGAACCCCAUUAUGCGAGAUGUCUUCGAGAAAAAUAGAACAUUCAGUCUCUAUCAAACAGGCCACACUGUUAUAAACGAGGAGGAAAGGACCGUCUACACAAGCAGUUACACCAUCACAGUUCUCACCAAAAAGCACUUAGAACCACGCCGUUCAAACGCUGUGCUGAGUAGGGCAGUGGCAAAAGGUCUACUUGACACAUCCUGUCUAGGAGACGAGUUCAUCACACCCCAAAAACGUGUACCAAGCAAGAAAAAACCAAAGGAGAGAAAGACAAAACGAUCUAAGAUUAAUGCCCUGCAUCAAGGCAUUCCAUUGACCCCCUCAUCAUCAGAAAUGGGAGUUGUCAAGAAGUAA
This is a messenger RNA of Halichondria panicea, 1956 nucleotides long. RefSeq lists its product as uncharacterized. NCBI's taxonomy places the organism in Eukaryota, Metazoa, Porifera, Demospongiae, Suberitida, Halichondriidae. The transcript has 10 exons. The coding region runs from base 211 to 1956 and encodes 581 amino acids. The record is from RefSeq and is a predicted model, not a curated record.